Molecule: messenger RNA, 2300 nt
Organism: Phyllostomus discolor (pale spear-nosed bat)
Lineage: Eukaryota; Metazoa; Chordata; Mammalia; Chiroptera; Phyllostomidae
Gene: LRRC23
Product: leucine rich repeat containing 23
Exons: 7
Coding region: 276-1307 (343 amino acids)
Molecular function (GO): protein binding
Source: RefSeq, a predicted model, not a curated record
ACCUGUCAACCACCGAUCCAGUUCAGUUAGCCCGGGCCUCUUCUCCCAACGGUCGUCCACUGCGGACGGCCAGUGCCCCGCCCCUCCGUUGCCAUAACCACAGCACACGACGCCUCUUCCCUCUUCCCGCCCUUCCGAAACAACCCUGCACUCUCAGGGCCAGGACCCUCUCCAGCAUUGCUUGUAAUUGAACAGAACCAGAGUCUGCGCCCUUCUGCGAAGGGGGAUUGGGACCUGGCUUGAUCAAACUCCAGAGCCUUCAGCAGGGAAGAAAGAUGUCAGAUGAAGAGGAUCUGGAAGAUUUCGAGCCAGACCAGGAAGAUCUGGAAAGGGAAGACGACGAGAAGGAGACAGAGGAGUGGGAGGAUGACAGGAAAGAGGAGGAAGGCGGCUCUGAGGAAUGGAUUCUCAACCCCCUCACGGAGGACAUGAUGAAGGAAGGGCUUUCUUUGCUCUGUAAGACUGGAAAUGGACUGGCCCAUGCUUAUGUCAAGCUGGAGGUUAAAGAAAGAGAUCUGACAGACAUCUCUUUGCUGCGUUACUACAUCCAUCUGCGUUAUGUGGAUAUUUCUGAGAACCAUCUGACAGACUUGUCUCCACUCAAUCACCUCACCCACCUGCUCUGGCUCAAGGCUGAUGGCAACCGGCUUCGGAGUGCCCAGCUGAAUGAACUGCCCUACCUGCAGAUUGCCAGUUUUGCCUAUAAUCAGAUCACGGACACUGAGGGCAUCUCUCAUCCUCUUCUGGGCAUCCUGAAUCUCAAAGGGAACCAAAUCCAAACGGUGACAGGUCUGGACCCCCAGAAACUGAUCAGCCUACACACACUGGAGCUUCGAGGGAACCAACUGGAAAGCACAAUGGGGCUCAACCUUCCCAAGCUGAAGAACCUCUUCCUGGCACAGAACAUGUUGAGGAAGGUGGAAGGCUUGGAGUACCUAAGUAAUCUCACUAGCUUGCACCUUCGAGACAACCAGAUUGAAACUCUGAGCGGCUUCUCCAAGGAAAUGAAAUCACUGCAGUACCUCAACCUGAGGGGCAAUCUAAUAAGCAACCUGCAGGAGUUUGCCAAGCUUCGGGACCUGCCCAAGCUUCGAGCCUUGGUGCUGCUGGACAACCCAUGUACCGACGAGAACGACUACCGCCAGGAGGCCCUGGUGCAGAUGCCCCAGCUGGAACGUCUGGACAAGGAGUUCUUCGAGGAGGAGGAUCGGUCUGAGGCUAAUGAGAUUCGUCAGAGGAUGAAGGAGGAGCAGGAGCAGGAGCAGGAGCAGGAGGCCGAGCUUGAGCACUAUGAGGAUCCGGAGUAGCCACCGACGUAGCAGCAAUUCUUCUGGCCUUCAAGGAUAGUAAGGAAGCCGGCAUGGAGGCAGGGAGGCAGGAAGAGGAGGCCAAGGGCCUGGCACAUAGGGGGAGAAAGGAGUUGCUAUAGAAGGAGGUGGGCGAAGAAGGGAAAGGCAAGGAGCACCCAGGGAGAGAUCAGGGUUAGGAGUCGAGGGGUGUCUCAGAGUGAGGAGAAAGAGCCAGCAGGACCCAGGAUCCUGGGGCUGAGAAAAGGCUUAGGAGAUACAUCAGGAAGCCAGAAGCAUGAGUGAAAAGAACUGGGCAGGCAGACAGAGGUGCUGGUGUGGGGUGCACAGCCACACCGGACCUAGAGUGAAGGCCAGCUGGAAGGGCCAGGUCUGGGGCAAGACAGUGGUGGUGGGGCGGGAGGGAGGUGGUCAUUGGCGCCUGAGGAAUGCAGCCGAGCCUAGCAGAGAAGGCGGAAGAGAAGGAUCCUGCACUAAAAACCUGAAGCUAAAAAUAACAGGACACGGUUGGGGGAAGAAAGGAGGGCAGGGUGAGGCAGCAAGAGCCCGGGGAGAUGCGCCCAGGAACGUGUAGCCGCUGGGCACUUGAGAUGGGGGCAGAGGCAGCGCUGAGGAUGCAGUUGGGCCCACAGGGUUUAUUUCUGUCCUCUUCCUCCAGGGGAUCAGAGGUACUGGCCCCAAGACCUGAGAAGGCUCCGUCAGCAGGGGUCACCACCGCACACCCUCAGGCGGAGACAGAGCACGCCCUCUCUUGCCCCAGGCCUGGGGAUUCAUCACCGCCUGCAGCCCAGACUCUGUGGGCACCGGGGCAGCGGGCUCGGAGGGCCUGAGCUCUGCCGAGAGCCGGGCAGCCGGCACCCUUCAGGCAGGUCUGCUAGGAGCCAAGCCCGGACCGGCCCAGGGGAUAUGCGGGUGGAGUUGGCCGCAGAGGGGCUGCGGGGCGGGCUGCGGGGUCAAGAACCGCUCUGGUUCCAAUAAAGAGACAUUUGGAUA